Messenger RNA from Triplophysa dalaica, 2639 nucleotides. RefSeq names its product lysosomal associated membrane protein family member 5 (gene lamp5). The coding region runs from base 90 to 2321 and encodes 743 amino acids. NCBI's taxonomy places the organism in Eukaryota, Metazoa, Chordata, Actinopteri, Cypriniformes, Nemacheilidae. The record is from RefSeq and is a predicted model, not a curated record. The transcript is spliced from 6 exons. Gene Ontology annotation, cellular component: membrane. Gene Ontology annotation, molecular function: protein binding.
CCCAUCCACUUCACAACAACACAUUCUACUAAUGAUAUUCUAGUUGUCGUGGCAACUCCAACGCUUCACGGCUUAUAAAAGGCCAAGAGAUGUGUUUGGGAGACAGGUUGGUGUUGAACGUCAGCACGAUGAACCUCUCGGACCCAAGCAGCUCCAAAACCAACACCAGAUUCCUUCUGGACGCCAUCUCUAAAGAUAAGAUCCACCUCACCAGAUUUAUUUUAGAUGCACUGGAUGGUGAAAUCAUCGACUCCAAGACGGACGGGACGCAGACGCCUCUCAUCUCUGCCGUGUUUCUCCAGGACGAGCAGGCGAGGGGCAGGUUUAUGAAUCUUCUGUUGCAGCGGGGUGCAAGCGUGAACUGCCCGGAUGAGAGCGGCCGUACGGCGCUGAGUUAUGCCUGCGAGACGGGAUGUCUUGACGCUGUGAAGAUCCUGGUGAAAAACAACGCCGACCCCGAGAUGGCAGACAGCUGGGGAAACACGGCUCUCAUGUACGCCGUCGCUGCCGGACGUUCGUCAGUUGUGGAGUUCCUGGCGCGAGCUUUCAAAAGACUGGGUCUUCAAAUCCACCGGCAGAACAAAGUGGGCAAUUCUGCGGUGGAGGUGGCCAGAUAUCUCAGACACACCGAAUGUUUACGGGCUCUGGUGAGCAACUCCAAGAAGAUUCACCCUUAUGUCGUGUGUGAACAACAUUCCACUGUGAACAUCAGUGAAGAUGAAGAGAAGUUCUUUGAGCGCAGUGAGAUCCGCUCGAGAGAAACUUCAACUGAACGUGAGCAUCAGCUGCUGGUGGGUUUACGGAACAGAAUCCAGUCGAUGGACUCAAUCGAGGAAUAUGAGAAGGAAAGUGAGGUUUCAUCAUCAUCACAAAGCCUCACGUUCUCUGGUGCUUUAACCCCAAAACCUCCUGAGAAACUCUCCCCAAAACACCCAAAACAUGAAGGACGAGUGUCCACCAAGACGCCCUUGUUCAGAAACUCAGUGAUUUACUCCCCCAGGCCCUUCAAGACUCCCUCAAGAUGCUGUGUGUCUCCAUCAGGUCCUCUUGGCAUUCUGUUGACUCCUAUUGCAAAAAGUGCCAGAGAAGAACGAGACCACCUCGAGAGACCUUUCGAUGUUCCCAUCAGACGCUUUGAUGACAGUUAUUAUCAGAAGAGAUGCAGUUUACCCACCUGCGUUCUCGCGCCACCGGCCACCGAGCGUCUGACGUCUUUACGCAGAAGCAAAACUGUGAUGAAAAGCCCCAAAACUGCAGACGAUCCUCCGCCCACAGCUGCUCCUCACGGCACCUUAACUUCACUCGGUACUAAACUCUUGAGGAGAUUCACUUUUCCAGAAUUUAAAAAGAUCGUCAAAGAGUCACGUGAGGCUCACGCGACGCGGGCCGAAGCUUCAGAACCAGACGGACGGAGCAUCCCGAGAUCAGAGACGAAGAAUCAUCCUCAGGUCGGGAACAAACCGAGCGUAGACAGCAUCAGUGCUGUGAAGUGUGAGUUUGAUUUUCACUUUAAAACCACUUCCGACUUCUGCGCUCUGUCACGAGUCUCCGCUGAAGCUGAAGUCGAGAAUCUGUCCGGACUCUCACCGAAUCCAGAUCGGGAUAUUUUUGUAGUUCGGGAGAACGGGAGCACGUGCCUGAUGGCGGAGUUUGCGGUGAAAUUUCUCAUCCCGUUUGACGUGCUCGCGCUCAACGGAAUCGAUUUAAUAACGGAGCAGACAACUGUGUCGAUCCCGCGCGGCGCUGAGAUCGCGGGGAAAUGCGGCGCGCGUGAGUCUGAGCUGCACAUCUCGUGGGUUAAUAGCGCGUUCACGUUCCGCAUCUUUUUCUUGAAGGAGAAUCGCAUGAUGGGCAGUGAUGGUAAUGCUGAAGAAUCUGAAGUGUGGAAGAUCAAUAAGGUUCAGCUGGUUUAUGACACAUCAGAGAUUACACACUUUGUAAACGCUUACAACCCGGGGAAACACACGGCCAGCACACACCGUCUGUCAGCUCUCGUGACUCCGGCCGGCCGUUCAUAUGUGUGUGCGGCUCAACAAACGCUCACGUUGAUCUCCACGGAUCAUCAGAAGGGAGUCACAGUCUCGCUGUACGACAUCCAGGUUCAGGCCUUCGACAUCCAGAGCGACUUCAUAUUCAGUGAACCGUAUAAAUGCAUAACAGACCAGCGGGAGCAGCUGGAACAAAUGCUGCCUCUGGUGUUGGGUCUUAUCCUCGGUCUCAUCAUCGUCAUCACCAUCUCCGUUUAUCAUUUCCACCUGAAACUGACCGCACAACAGCAGCCGCAGCUCCCGCGAGACCGCUCGCUCUACAAGAACAUGUGAACGUCACCGCGCUGACGUCACGCUCCCUUUACUUUUAUAAGCGGCUCGCCUGUCUAAUGUCUUGUAGUGUUAUUAGCAUCAAAAGAUGUUGAAUCACUGUCAUACUGUAAUUCUGUUGUGGAUGACAUGAAUGUCAGUGUAUAAAAAUAGAGCCAUUGAGAUGCUUGAAAAAUGACAUAAAGUACUAAUGAAAUAAUGAAGAUUUACACGAUAUAAGAGAAAAACUAAUAAUACUGAAGAAUUUAUCUGUGAUAAGGGUGUAUCAAGUUUUCUUUUGAUCAUUAUUUUUUCAAUCAUAAAUACGUUUGAACCAUUGUG